Molecule: messenger RNA, 6290 nt
Organism: Salarias fasciatus (jewelled blenny)
Lineage: Eukaryota; Metazoa; Chordata; Actinopteri; Blenniiformes; Blenniidae
Gene: fgd5a
Product: FYVE, RhoGEF and PH domain containing 5a
Exons: 21
Coding region: 233-4858 (1541 amino acids)
Cellular component (GO): cytoplasm
Molecular function (GO): guanyl-nucleotide exchange factor activity; metal ion binding
Source: RefSeq, a predicted model, not a curated record
UACUGGAGCAUCGGCUCUGGACGUGCACGCCUGCUGAAAAGCACAGCUCAGACAAGCUCCAAAACACAGCCCGAAGGGGGACCAGCAUGACCCCCUCUGCUGCGCUUCUCCCACCGCUCAGACUCUGCGCCAUGCGUCCGCUUUUGGAUUAAGUUUGGAGGAAACCGCCGCUGUUUUUUGAGGCACCACGAUGAGGAAAACUGGGGGUUUCCGUGGAUGAUGAUGCCCCACAAUGAACGCAGAUUUCCAAAGUCCAUUGGAAGUUCCCCGACCGAAGGUUCGCAGUCAUCUCACCAUCAAAGUGCAGUCCAAGCUGAUGUCAAAGCCUUGUCCCCCUGUCAAUGGUCCAAGACCUCCCGUUGCCCCCAAGCCCCCUCGACCCCUGUACAAAGCUCACCUGCAGGGGGAGCCAUGUCCUCCAAAGAGCCUCAGUAACGGAGACCUGGCCCAUUCCUACAGCAUCACUGGAGACCUUCAUGGAAUGAACGAGGAGGACCAGGUGAAGGAGGACAAGAGUGAGGCGGAGGAUAUAGUGAAUGAAAAUGAAACAGGAGACGGUGAAAAUGAGGACCAAGCAGAGGGAGAAACCGACGAGGGAACAGAUAAAGAAAAGGAAACAGAUAAUGACGGCGAUAUAGAUAGCAUUUGCUCAGAGGACACAGUCAAGGCUGAUGAUGGUUACGCCAUUGAUACUACUGAGGAUGACAACACUGACAAUGACUUGGAUCAGCCCGAAGGCAGUAAUCACACUGAUGAUGAGGAUCGAGCGACGCCUCUGCUGCCUCUCAAGGAAACUGAGGAUGGAGUAGGAGAGCAGGGAGAGGACCAGAGUUUUAAUAAAAAGGGAGAAACACAUUGCUGCUCUGCAGACAGACCUCUAGGGGAACAAAACCUGGAUCAAACACAGUCACUCAGUCACACCGCUAAGGACGGCGAUAGUGGACUUAAUGAAGCAGACACUGAACAAAGCAAAGACUGUCUGCACCGUGACCUACUGACAAGUGAGACUGAGCUCCAGGCUGAAUUUACAUUUGGAUUCAGUGUGCUUCCGACUGUGACUGAGGAGUAUCCCUACGAUCUGAUCGGCCCCACAGAUGACACCAGUGACACGUGUGAAUCGUGCGAUCCAGCUGAAACAGGGGACACAGAGGUGUGGCAACCGGAACGAGCUACCAAGGACCCGUCCGGCUGUUUCCGGUUCACAUCAAGCACUGAGGACGUCUUUGGCCCUUACUCAGUCAUAGAAGCUGUACCUGGAGAAGUGGGCAGCACUGCCGACCCCGAGUGGAGUUUAGAUGAUUCUGAUGACAAACCAGCAGGUGCAAAUGAAGUACAGACCCCAUCUGCUUCAAACCAGGAGCCCUACUAUGUGUCAUCAGAUGAUGUGGACAAACUGGAGGACAAACAGGCCCUCUCAGGAGGGGACCAGCCCGAUGAGAGCACCGAGCAGUCGAGUCAGCAAAAAGAUAAAGCAAAGGACGGUGAAUCAGCAGAUGAGUAUGCAGACAUUGACGAUUCUUUUGACCCCAAAGCAGAUGAUUUAGAGCAAUCAGAAUGUGUCUCGUCAGAGGAUUAUGUCGAGAUAGGUGAUGACGAUGAGGAAGAGGAAGAAACAGAAAAAAAACACAUCAGAAUAAAAACGGCGAAGGAGAGAACAGCUAAACGAGAGCAGGCCUACCACAGCCAAAGGAAAAGCUGUCAGCCUCGGCUCAGGUUGUGCAAUAUCACAGUGCCAGCAGACCUGGACCUGGGCCGCACUCCAGAGCUUACCAACCGAGUGGUGUUUGCCCACACCACCGAGGCCUUUGAAGAAGACAUUGAGGAACUGGAUUGCCAUAUCGUGCCUUAUUAUGAAGACACAGACUCAGACAGUGAGGAGCAUAUAUACGAAGAGGCUGGGUUCGACUCUGAGGGAGAGAACUUUAUUCCCUUUGAUCGUAAGACGAUCGUCACCCGAUCGCGAUCCUAUUCUGGAAAGAUUCCUGGUUAUGUCCCAGAAACUGUACCGGAGGAGACAGGGACAGAAUACCAGACACACGAUUACUGCACUGUGGCCUUGGAUAAAAAUGGUGAACCUCUCAGCCGUUCUCCACAGCCAGGAGUCAACUGUGUGCUUCCUUCUGCGAAGUCUCGUCGUUUCCUCUUAUACUCGCGCUCUGCCGAGGGUCCUGAAUUGUCUUUGACUACCCCGACAGACGCUGAGCGAUCUCUGAAAAAUGAGAUCAGGUUGAAGAGAAAGGAUGACACCCUCUCGCUGCCGUGUGUUAUAACAUCGUCGGGAAGCUUCUCUCAACGUAGCCACCAAUCCUCCAGUGGCGUUUCCACACCGACCUCUCUUGUGGAUAUACCUCCACCUUUUGAGCUUGCAUAUAUCACCAAAAGACCGGUCACCAAGAGUUCACCAUCUCUGCUGAUCCAGCAUGAACCCAGCGAUGUACCGAAGAAAAAGAAAACCUCCUUCAAACGCUUCCUGGCUCUGAAGUUCAAGAAGAAGACAGAGUCAAAGGGUUUCAGUGACGGGAGUGUGCGCUCUUCUCGUUCGUCCUCUGAGUCCAGCCACCACGGUCCUUCGAGAGUUAUAGAUCUCGACCGUCGAAGCACAGGCAGCUCUCCUCAGCUUCAGUCCCGGAUGGUAAACCCUCAGCAGCGCCACUCAGACCUGCCAUCCACCUUCAUACUUUACAAAGACCACCAGAGGAAGAAAGGAGAUCCCAAAGCGUAUGGCAGGAGCGUCUCUAGAGUGGAAUCUUUCGAAGACCGUUCUCGGCGCUCCAUCAUGCCGCUGCCUUUGACGAAGCCUCGCUCUAUCUCCUUCCCCAGCGCAGAUACCUCAGAUUAUGAAAACAUCCCAGCCAUGAGUUCAGACUAUGAGAAUAUCCAGAUCCCAGGAAGACCCACCAGAUCCCACACCGUUACAGAGUUUUUCGAGGAUCCAAAACGCACCACAGUUCCAUGUAAUGAGAAUGACGGCUACGUGGACAUGAACAGUUUCCCAGGGAUUGACAGCAAACCCCAAACGUCAAAGGCAGAAACUGAAAGCGCCUACACAGAACCGUUCCCGAUGAACGCCGUCUCCGCUCGGCUGUCAGCGGAUGAGGACCAUGGGAGGACCUCCGAGGAGGAGGAGGGGAUCGUGGAGCCCAGCUAUGAUCGACAGAUUGAUGGCCGAUCCCGAGCUUUCUACAUCGCCAAGGAGUUGGUGGACUCGGAGAGGCUACAUGUCAGCGCCCUGAAGUACCUUGAGGAGGACUUCAGGUCAGCGGUGAGCGAGGCGGUGGAUGAUGAAGGGGAGCCGGUGCUGGAGGAGCAAAGGUUGCGGGAGAUUCUGGGCGUGCUCCCCCAGGUCUACAGCCUCCACAGCAGCAUCCUCGACGAGCUGGAGGAGCGGAUCGGCCAGUGGGAGGAGAGCCAGAAGGUGGUCAGCGUGAUCUUGUCUCGUCAAGACGACUUCAGGGUGUUUGACACCUACAUCUCGGAGUAUGAUCGCAGCAUGUCGUUACUGGAGGAGAGCUGCAGGAACAGCCCGGCUUUUGCCACCGUCGUCAAGAAAUUUGAGACAAAAGCUCCAGAAGAGCCUGAAGUCCCACUGAAACACCAGCUGCUGCAGGUUAUUGUGAGGGUGCUUCAGUAUCGAAUGCUACUUACAGAUUACCUGAACAACCUCUCUCCCGAUUCUCAAGAAUAUGAAGACACGCAGGCUGCCUUGGUGAUUGUGUCCGAGGUGGCGGACCAGGCCAACGACAAUCUGAAGCAGGGGGAGAACCUGUUGCGUCUGGUCCACAUCGAGUACAGCAUGAAGGGGAAGAGGGACCUCCUGAAGCCCGGCCGGAUGUUUGUCAAAGAGGGAACACUCAUGAAGGUCUCAAGGAAAAGCAGACAGCCGCGACACCUCUUUCUGAUGAACGAUAUCAUGCUGUACACCUAUCCUCAGCAGGAUGGAAAAUACAGGCUGAAGAACACACUGUCUCUGUCAGGGAUGAAGGUUAGCAAGCCCGUUCUCGACAAUGUGCUGAACUGCCUGAAGAUUGAGGUUUCGGACAUCACUAUUACACUCUCUGCCAGUUCGGUUGGAGAAAGGGAGGACUGGUUCCACACACUGAGCCGAGCGAUAGCGGACCAUGCGGCAGGACUCUGCACAUUCGGUGGACCCUGCAGUGAGGCCCGGGAGAAGCUGUGGAUGGCGCUGGGUGAGGCUGCGCCUGUCCUGGUGCCAGUCUCUCACGUAAUGAUGUGCAUGAAUUGCACAUCUGACUUCAGCCUCACACUCAGGCGACACCACUGCAACGCCUGUGGGAAGGUAGUUUGCCGAGCUUGUUCCAGAAACCGAUACCCCCUCAAGUACCUCAAAGACAGAGUGGCCAAAGUGUGUGACCACUGCUAUGCUGAGCUCAGGAAAAGAGGUGGAAGUGUGUCAGGAGCCUGCGGUAACUCCAGCCCUCGAACCCACCGGGCCAGUCGCCCCCUCUCCGCCGUCUUCCAGAGCCUGCAGCCCCCGAGUCUGUGGAAGACCAGGAAGAGCGCCUCGGCUCUCAGCCAGGUAUCGCUCGGCGUGGAGGGCUCCAGCAUGAGCGGGAGCCUGCAGCGCAGGAAGAAGAGCAAAAGGAAGUGGAAGCGCCUGUGGUUCCUCCUCAAAGACAAGGUGCUCUACACCUUCACAGCACGUGAGGACAAGGUGGCUUCAGAGCAUCUUCCCCUGCAGGGCUUCACCGUCAAGCUGACCGAGAGACCAGAGGGAGAGGACAGCAGCAACGUCUUCCACUUGUAUCACAAGAAGACGCUCUACUACAGCUUCAGAGCCGAUGAUCCGCAGACGGCGCGCAGGUGGGUGAACGCCAUGGAGGAGGCGACGGUUUUAUAGCACCUGCUGCAGCUGUCCGUUUGCUGCAACUCCUUCUGUGGAGCACAACAUAGCUACCUGCUGCAUCUGGAGUCACACCAGCAGUGAGGAGCCGUCCCUCCUCGCCCGCUGUGGGACUCGAACCCACGCUUUCACCACAGUGGGGAUUUCUGAGGAGGCUGCCGCCCUGUGGCAGGGAGGUGAAAGUGAGGAACAUCAGAAGACGGCUGAAUGUGAAGAAGCAGAAAAAAGAUAAAACAACCUCUUUUUUGGAGAAUAUAUUCAAAAAAAAAAAAACUCUUUGGUUUAGCAAAGCUAAUCACAGGAGCCUUUGUUUUCCAGGAGCAGCUUGGACACAUGAAGUACAAGAUCUGAAGGACUUUUUCAGCUUUUUUUUUUUUUUUUUACGCUUCACUAAAAUCUACUUUUUAUCCAGUUGCUCUAUAUUUUCCUCUUUUACAGAUUUUUUUUCACUGGAUUAUGAAAACCUGUGGUGCUUAUGCAUGAGACAGUUUCAUUAUUAAAAAAAAAAAACACACUUUGCUCCACGGGAGGAUUCACGUCUUAUAAAGGAGAAAAUACUCAACACUGUUUUAGAGAGAUGUUUGGUAUUAAUGGAUAUAUAUAUAUAUAUAUAUUGUGAAGUAUACGCUGCAGACAUAGAUGUGAUUUAAAUGAGUUUAUUUGUAUAAACAUGGUGACACAUGAUGGUCGGAGUAAAGGUUCAUUUUAUUCACCACAGUAUGUGUAUAUUAUAUUAUUUCUUGUGAAGUUAUUCUUGUAUUGAAGCUCCAGAGCUAUGGAAUGAACCUCGGCAUGACCCGGACCGAAUAUUUUCUUGGACACAAACACUUUCUGACAUACUUUGUGUUUUAAUCCGUCGUUUUUUUUAAUUCUCUUUGAAAUCUGUCAUACUUUUCUGAAGUGCCAAUGGCGUUCUUCCGGUGGAAUGCAGUGCAAUUUGCGAUUGAUGAUGAAUGUGCCUGAAUUUUAAAAUGAUCUCCUUAUUCUUUAUGUUAUCACAGUACUGUAUGGAGAGAUUUCCUUUUUACCCACACUUUCAUACUAUAAUCCUCUAUUCUCACCGUUACAGUCAAGUAACAUUAGAAUAUAGUAGUGUGCCAUUUUUACUGAUGCCUUUUGUGCUGUAUAUAUCCACUUGCAAAAUGUCAGUAAAGUUACCUUUUUCCUCUGUGCUUGAGUGAUCUGAAGCACUUAUGUCUGCAGAAAAAAAGGGAAAUGAUCCUUUUCCUCUCUUCCACUAGAAACAUGCCCACAGCCUCAUUCGGAGAACAGACAGGGAGUAUUUCUGAUUUGUCGGCUUUGCGUACCUUUACAUGAUUCUCACCUGCAGUGUCAUUAUGGAGUGUACUUCUAGCAUUUAGUGCAUUGUAAAUUUAUAUGUAUAUAGAAGCAUAUUAAAAAAAAAUAUAUUAAACUGGUUCAAAAAGUU